AUGCCUUUCGGAUCCAAGUUCAUGAAGCUGUUUCGUCGGAUGAAGAUGAAAUCCCUCUCGCCGUCGAAGUCGACGUCAGAAAGAGAGUCUGUGCUCAGCGUUGUCGUCAUGGGGCCGCCGGGAGUAGGUAAAACAACUUUAGCUGAGCAGUUUAUGUACGGCAGGUUAAGGUCUGACCCGGAAAGAGCGGGUCUCCACCUCCACCAGGAAGACUUCCAGUUGGAAGAUCAAUGCCUCAAGCUGGAGGUGUUGGACGUUUCGGGGGCUGAGCUGGGAUCAUCUACGAAACAACGCGUUAUGCUUCAAGGUGAUGCCUUCAUUCUGGUGUAUUCUCUUCAAGACAAACACUCCUUCAAAAUUGUCAAGGACAUUAGAGACGAAAUACUGGCCCUGAACAAAAGCAGAAACGUCCCCAUUGUGAUCGUAGGGAACAAGCUGGAUCUGAAAAAACGCAAGCGUCACGUCCAUCGAGCACUUAUUGAAGCUGUAGUGAAAAGCAACUGGGGCCAUAUAUAUUUAGAAGUGUCGGCUAAAGUCUACGAAGAUGUGUGCGACGUCUUCAAGAUGGUGAUGAGGCAGUUGGGCUUCCAUUUCCCCCUGUCGUCAGCGUUAGAUGGGCGAUGUCAGCCAUGA
Messenger RNA from Haliotis rufescens (red abalone), 633 nucleotides. Its product is annotated as ras-related protein Rap-2a-like. Bases 1 to 633 code for a protein of 210 amino acids. Lineage: Eukaryota; Metazoa; Mollusca; Gastropoda; Lepetellida; Haliotidae. Gene Ontology annotation, molecular function: GTP binding; GTPase activity. The transcript has a single exon. The record is from RefSeq and is a predicted model, not a curated record.